Molecule: messenger RNA, 3022 nt
Organism: Owenia fusiformis
Lineage: Eukaryota; Metazoa; Annelida; Polychaeta; Sabellida; Oweniidae
Source: the annotation of a GenBank genome assembly
UAACAAUCGUAAGGAAUAGCGACGAUUGCAAUUGAUAUAUUAUUUUCACCAAUGCAGGUACAAUUAAUAUCUGGAUCAGAAUACACAGUUCUAAAUCUGGAUCAAAAAAUUUACACGAGUCAAUAGGAAUUAUUGGACAGUACAAUAAAAAUUGAAACAAAACUCACAGGUGACGACCCCGGUAACAAUAUGGGACUGCAAUUUUUAUUUUACAGCCAAGGAAUAUGUUUUGUGCUGAUGGCCAUAUUCCACAGUGGAGGGUGCCAGGUGUGUAAUAGUACAAACCCAUGUAUGAAUUUCGGACAGUGUAUUCUGGGAAAUGAAACGGAUCCAACAACAGCGUACUGCCAUUGUCUGCCUGAUUAUACAGGGGGCACCUGUGAAAAUCAACUAAACAGUACGUGCCUUAGCAACCCAUGUCAGAACGAGGGUGUGUGUCUAGGAGACUACCAGUCAUACCAGUGUAUAUGUCAACCAGGAUACAAAGGCAUUAACUGUGGGACAGAACCAGAUGGCUGCUAUGGUGAUCCAUGUAUGAACGGAGGUAUUUGUAAUUCAACCGGAACGAACUUUACGUGCACGUGCCCGCCAGAAACUACAGGAAUAACUUGUGGACUAGCUUUAAACCAGUGUUCUGUGAAUUCCUGCAACAAUGGUACGUGUGUAGAUCACCACACCAACUUUUCUUGUAUCUGUCAUGCUGGCUACACUGGGAGACUUUGUGAUCAACAAAUUGCUUUCUGUGCUUCUGACCCAUGCAUUAACGGCGAAUGCACCGAGGGAGCAACAGGAUACGUUUGUACAUGUGAAGCUGAUUUCACUGGAAGAAACUGUGAAUCAGCCAUUAACAAAUGUCAGUUUAGUCCUUGCAAAAACGGGUUUUGUCUGGCUCACCAUACCAACUAUACAUGUGUUUGUUCUGACGGGUAUAGUGGGAAGAACUGCGAUGUCAUAAGCCCUUGCCUCUCCAACCCCUGUAUGAACGGUGGUAAUUGCACGAAUGUGACAACAACAUCCACCGACUAUACUUGUACGUGCAAUCCUGGUUUCACAGGCCGGAAUUGUGAGAUGGCUAAUAACCCUUGCAUAUCAUCACCGUGUGGUGAGUUUGGUUACUGUCUCGACUACCAAGAAACUUACAAAUGCGUCUGUAACGAUGGCUAUGACGGAGAUAACUGCGACAUUAUAGCUUCAUGUUUGUCCAAUCCAUGCAGAAACGGUGGUACGUGUCGCAAUACGUCAUCGGCCUUUAACUCGACGUACACGUGUGAAUGUCCAAAUGGAUACACUGGGGUUGAAUGCGAACUAGCAAUCAACAAGUGUUCCCAAGAAGCGUGUCAACAUGGGUACUGUGUCGACUCCCAGUUUGAUUACAAAUGUGUCUGUGAGCCAGGGUACAGCGGAAGAAAGUGUAACAUUUCUGAUCCGUGCAUGUCCAAUCCGUGUAGAAACAGUGGCACGUGUCGCAAUACGUCAUCGGCCUCUAGUUCAACGUAUACGUGUGAAUGCCCAAAUGGGUACAGUGGGGUUAAUUGCGAGCUAGUAACCAACAGAUGUGCAAAUGAAACAUGUCAGAAUGGUGCCUGUAUAGAUUACCAGUUCACAUUUGAAUGUUUAUGUGAUCCCGGCUAUAAUGGCACAUAUUGUGAAUUUGAGAUUGGCUAUUGCAACAUAAGCUCCCCUUGUAAAGAACAUGGCAGAUGUGAAAACAUGCCUGUUCUCAAUGACUAUAGAUGUCACUGCGAUAUAGGGUAUGUUGGAGAUAGAUGUGAAACAGAGGUUGACCCUUGUGAGUCUAAUCCUUGUAUGAACGACGCUGAAUGUCGGAAAGUGAACGAGUUGUACGAGUAUAGAUGCUACUGUAACCAUGGUUACAAGGGGAAGCAUUGCGAAACAGAUGAAUUUUUUAAUCAGUCAAUGUGGGGGAUCACCAUCACGGCGAUGGUUCUAGCAUUCAUACUGAUUGUUAUUGUUGUCGUGUUAUUUGUUGUACUAUGCAGAUGGAGAAAAAGUAGUCUCACUAAGAAACCAAGGUACCCGUACCAUAAACUGGGUCCAGUACCUAACGAUGCUCAAAGGAUUUCCCCGCCGCCGCAAUACACCUCUACACUUCCAAACCAGCCCAUGGGGCAAGAUAUGGGAGCGUACUCAAUUAGAGGUUCAGCUAAACCAACCAAUUAUGAAAUGGAAAGGUUCAAUAAUGAUUAUUGGGAGGAACGAACCAAUACAGGUGCUACACCCACAGGCCCUUCACCAAGCAGGUUGCUGUCUGAACUGAAAGAACGAAUAACUGAAUACGAAAAUGCACAUGGUGCACAAAAUAAUGGCUUUAUACAAAACGAGGUUGUUUAUCCUAGAGGUGACGGGAUCACAGUUUAUCAACCAGGACAACGAUUACCACGUAUCGGACACCAGAGUGACCGGGCGACAAUGCAGACGCCGUUUUGACAAACAAAUAUGGCUGCAAUGCCAAAGGAAUGAUGGCAGCAAGUUGCAAUAUGUUCGAGGCGACAAUCUAGGUUAUAUUUCCUAAAGUAGUGAGUGUAUAAAAAUAUAUACAGUGUACAUAGUACAUACAUACAUGAUGAGAUAAUGACAAUACUCCAAGACAGUCUGAAACUCUCCCGAUACAAAAAGAUCUUGUCCUGUUGGUUGCAGAAACUGAUGAUCUUGGAUAAGGACUACAUUACAAAAUGUAAACCACAGUUUUGUAUUAUAAUCUCAACAUAUGCACCACUGCGAUUUCAAACUGGAGCUUAUAUCAGAAACUUUAACCACAAUUUAGCUGUUGUGGUGACUUCCAUCAGCAUCCGGAUUCUUCAUUGCCAGUUUUUAUAUUUUGAUACUCGGUAUCUCGAAGUACACUCCUCUCUCCAUUUUCCUUGAAUAAGAAUACAACUAAAUGCUAGUUUCUUACUAUUACAGCAUGAUAUAUUUAUAUUGUUAAAUAGGAUCGUACAAUAUUUUAUUUUCAUCAUAUUUCAUCAUGUUUUCAUUUAAAGAUAUUAGGCUAUGCAUUAGG